UAAACUUAACCUUUCAUUUUCUGUGAGUAUAUGAGUAAUGAACAACAAAAAAUUAAAUAUCGACGGAAGUUCGAUGCAACAAUGGAAACUUGAUCACAUUGUUGCAUAUAUACCUGAUUUUGGUUUUUAUAAAUGAAAACCUGGCACUUGCAAGUAAAUUUGAAGAUUGAUUUAAUAAAUCAUUUAAUCAUGUUUAAAAAAACGCUAUAGCUUUUGUUUGCUCUAAACAGAUGAUAUCUUGUGAACUGCCGAUUAUUAGUAUCAAUUAAUAACCAGCGGCGUGUUAGAUCUUUACCAAAAAUCAUGUAAGAAUUGAUUAGAUUAAUAUGCAAUCAAAGCAUUAAAAAUCUUCUGCUUAUAAAAACUACGUUUUUAAUUUCAAAAAUAAAUGACCAUGAUGAGCUCAAAAACUAGCACCGUUUUGGCAUUUGGUGUUUUGGUUUCGAUUGCUGUCCGUAGUGCUUGGACAGCACCUUCAGAAAAAUGUUUGAGAGACAUUCGGUCGUAUUUUGAGGGGCUCGCACCAUCAGAGCCAAAGUCCUGGGCCGUUGAAAUGUUUGAUGCGUCAUCAAAAUUUCCGCCGGACGGGAUAUCCGAACUGACAUUCACGUUUCAAUUGGGCAACUACGACGAGUGCCUGGCAGUCCAAGCUCCAGCUGAAAAUGAUCACUUCAGAGGAAAAUACUGUAGAUUUAACGUGUUCAUGGUGCCCGAUGACAAAAAAGAAGAGCAAGGGCCGCUUGGACAUUUAAUUUUGAGUACGAAAGAUGUCCAGCCCGCACACAUCACAUUGGAAGCGCGGCAAACAAAGUCGCCGAUUCUGCCUGAAAAUACUUCAGUAGUUAUGGGGCAAUGGACAGUCUGCGCCCCAUCAAGCUGUAAUUCGGAAGGCGUCGAAAUAGUUGCAGACAUAAAUUUAAAGUAUCUAACCUUCAUAUCAAAUUUUCAAUUUUCAUCCCUCGUGGCAGAAGAGUCGUGCUAUUAUGAGGGUGAUAAAUCACGGACAAUUCAGGCUGGCGGAUGGAUAUUCAUAGGAAUUCUUGCAGCUAUUUUCUGUAUUGAGUUGGUGCUGACAGCCUUCGAUCACUUUUCUACAAAAGAUUUGCACCCCGCAUUUACAAGUUUUUCGCUGAAACACAAUUUGACCGAUCUUUUUAAAAUACAAAAAGCACCCCCGGCCGGGCAACUAAAUUGUUUGCACGGAAUUCGAGUGAUCAGCACGCUUUGGGUGAUUUUACUUCACACCUACUCCAAUUUACUAACAGUAAAUGCUCGUACGGCCAGCCAAAAUUUAGGGAAUUGGAGCAUGGCACCUGUAUUGAGCGGUGGCCUUUCUGUUGAGACAUUUUUUGUUCUCAGUGGACUUUUGACGACCUACAUUCCCCUCGUAGAUCAAAUGAAAGGAAGAAAUUUUAAUGUUUUCAAAUAUAUAGUGUACAGAUACCUGAGGUUGACAAUUCCUUUGGCCGUUUUAAUCUGGUACUUCGCAACGGUCCAUUACAGCACCAGCGACGGCCCUCUUUGGGACUUUUCUUUGAAAGCGAAAACAGACAAAUGCGCCCAAUACUGGUGGACAAACCUACUUUACAUUGCAAAUUAUUACGAAUCAGGAUCCACUUUGUGUGUAGGCCAAACUUGGUACCUAAUGGUUGACAUGCAAAUGGCACUUCUCGCUCCUUUCGUGAUAAUCCCACUCCUGAAGUGGCCAAAAUAUGGCAUUGGUCUAAUAUGGCUUUUGAUUUUGGCAUCCAUGGGAUUGACCUUUGCUCUCACUUACAUCUAUAGUCUCAGCUGGACGAUCGUUUUUUAUGUCCAGCGGGAGUCUACAGGCGAUUUCAACGACCUAAUUUACAACAACACUUUGGCCCGCGCGGUGUCUUUCUUGUUCGGAAUGUUUUUAGGAUUCAUUCUGUCCAAGAAAAUCGAAGUGAAAAUUCCAAAAUGGGGCGUCGUAUUGGGCUGGCUGCUCAACACAGUCCUUUGCUUGACGGUUGUUUACGUAAUCACGAUUCCAUACAACGAGAGCUACGACAAGCUCGGCGCUGCUUUUUAUGCGACGUUUCACAGACUUGCCUGGUCGGUUGGAAUCGGAUGGGUCAUUUGGGCAUGCGUUAAUAAUUAUGGAGGGCCUAUUAAUUCAAUUCUUUCAUGGAAAUAUUUCCUGCCGCUCAGCAAGUUAAGUUAUUGUGCUUUUUUGAUUCACCUAGACAUAAUAGUUUUUCACACCGCGAUUCAACGAACCUACAGAUAUUUUUCAAACUUUGAAACGGUUUAUGACUAUUUUAGUGUUGCAAUUUUGACGUUUCCAUUGGCCAUCCUGUUGCAUGUGGUUGUGGAAGCACCGAGCAUGGCACUUAUCAGAAUAUUAUUUGGAAAAAGUAGGCAAUCGGCUUCACGAAUAACAUCAAAGCAGCAGUGAUUUUCUAGGAUAUUUAAAUGCAAAAGUAAAGGAUAAGUUAAAAUAUUAUUAAAAAUAAAAAAUAAACAGUAGUAAUGAUAAUUAAUUUCACUCACGGUUCAAUUAACAUCCCAGAAAGGUUAAACGCAUCUUACCUGAAACAGAACAAAAGAAAUAAAAUUAAUAAUUAACGAGUG
This is a messenger RNA of Neocloeon triangulifer, 2595 nucleotides long. Its product is annotated as nose resistant to fluoxetine protein 6-like. Lineage: Eukaryota; Metazoa; Arthropoda; Insecta; Ephemeroptera; Baetidae. Bases 389 to 2419 code for a protein of 676 amino acids. The record is from RefSeq and is a predicted model, not a curated record. The transcript has 11 exons. Gene Ontology annotation, molecular function: acyltransferase activity, transferring groups other than amino-acyl groups.